AUGGACCCGCAGCCGCCUCUCUGUCUGGCCUUCCCGCUGCUGCCGCUGCCGCUACCACUGCUGCUGCUGCUGCUAACACUACCCCAGGCGGACACGCGGUCGUUCGUCGUGGAUUGGGAGUAUGACAGGUUCCUCCUGGACGGGACCCCCUUCCGCUACGUGUCCGGCAGCAUGCACUACUUUCGGGUCCCACGGGUGCUCUGGGCCGACCGGCUUAUCAAGAUGCGAAUGAGCGGCCUCAACGCCGUCCAGUUUUAUGUGCCCUGGAACUACCAUGAGCCAAAGCCCGGGGUCUAUAACUUUGAAGGCAGCCGGGAUCUCAUUGCAUUUCUGAACGAGGCAUCUUUAGCAAACUUGUUAGUCAUCCUGAGACCAGGACCUUACAUCUGUGCUGAGUGGGAGAUGGGGGGUCUUCCAGCCUGGUUGCUUCGAGAACCAGAUAUUCGUCUGCGAACCUCAGAUCCAGUCUUCCUGGAGGCUGUGGACUCCUGGUUCAAGAUCCUGCUGCCCAAGAUCUAUCCGUGGCUCUACCACAACGGGGGCAACAUCAUCAGCAUCCAGGUGGAGAACGAGUACGGCAGCUUCGGGGUGUGCGACACCAAAUACAUGAAGCACCUGGCCGGGCUCUUCCGGGCCAUCCUCGGCAAUGAGAUCGUGCUCUUCACCACAGACGGGCCCGAGGGUCUCAAAUGCGGUUCCCUGCAAGGGCUCUACACCACUGUGGACUUCGGCCCAGCUGACAACAUAACCAGAAUCUUCUCCCUGCUGCGGAAGUAUCAGCCCCACGGGCCGCUGGUGAACUCCGAGUACUAUACAGGCUGGCUGGAUUACUGGGGUCAGAACCACUCCACUCGGUCCAUUCCUGCCGUCACCAGAGGUCUUGAGAAGAUGCUCAGGCUGGGAGCCAGUGUGAACAUGUAUAUGUUUCACGGAGGCACCAACUUCGGAUACUGGAAUGGUGCCGACGAGAAGAGCCGCUUCCUUCCCAUCACCACCAGCUAUGACUAUGACGCGCCCAUCUCUGAAGCCGGGGACCCCACCCCUAAGCUCUUUGCGAUUCGAAAAGUCAUCAGCAAGUUCCAGGAAGUUCCCUUGGGACCUCUACCUCCUCCCAGCAUCAAGAUGAGGCUUGGACCUCUUAGCAUGCACAUGAUUGGGGAGUUGCUGACUUUCCUGUACUUCCUGUGCCCCGAAGGGCCCAUCCGUUCCAUUUUGCCUUUGACCUUUGAGGCUGUCAAACUGGACCACGGCUUUAUGCUGUACCAGACCUACCUGACCACGGCUGUCGAGGAGCUGACAGAAUUCUGGGUGCCCAACAACGGAAUCCAUGACCGCGCCUACGUGCUCCUAGACGGGGUGUUCCAGGGAGUUUUGGAACGCAACAUGAAAAAUAAGCUCUUUUUGAUUGGCAAAGUGGGAACCAAGCUGGACAUCUUGGUGGAGAACAUGGGCAGACUCAGCUUCGGGUCCAACAGCAGCGACUUCAAGGGCCUGUUGGAGCCGCCCGUUCUGGGCCAGAUCACCCUGACCAACUGGCUCAUGUUCCCUCUGAACGUGGACAAGCUGGUCAAAUGGUGGCUGCCCCUCCAGCUGAAAAAACGGCUGCACCCACGUCGGCUUCCAAGUCCCUCCGGCCCUGUCUUCUUCUCCACGACAUUUUCCAUCUACAGCUCGGGCGGGGAUACUUUCCUUUAUUUACCCGGAUGGACCAAGGGCCAAGUCUGGAUCAAUGGGUUUAACUUGGGCCGCUACUGGACAAAACGGGGGCCCCAAGAGACACUGUAUGUGCCCCGCCCCCUGUUCAUGAAGGGGAGGCGCAACAGGAUCAUCCUGCUGGAGCUGGAGAACGUGCCCGCCAAGCCCCAGAUCCAGUUCCUAGACAGGCCCAUCCUCAACAGCACCUCGCAUAAGACCUUCAUCUACUCCCUCCUCACCGACACGCAAAGUGUCCCCGAGCCCAUGGAUUUAAGCGGGCACUGAAGGCGCAAGGGGGCCCAGGAGCUGGGGCGCGAG
Messenger RNA from Sorex fumeus (smoky shrew), 2013 nucleotides. It is a transcript of the gene GLB1L, whose product is annotated as galactosidase beta 1 like. NCBI's taxonomy places the organism in Eukaryota, Metazoa, Chordata, Mammalia, Eulipotyphla, Soricidae. Gene Ontology annotation, biological process: carbohydrate metabolic process. Gene Ontology annotation, molecular function: beta-galactosidase activity. Gene Ontology annotation, cellular component: vacuole. The transcript is spliced from 16 exons. The coding region runs from base 1 to 1980 and encodes 659 amino acids. The record is from RefSeq and is a predicted model, not a curated record.